Achroia grisella is the source of this 631-nucleotide messenger RNA. Its product is annotated as integumentary mucin C.1-like. The transcript is spliced from 2 exons. The record is from RefSeq and is a predicted model, not a curated record. Bases 14 to 631 code for a protein of 205 amino acids. NCBI's taxonomy places the organism in Eukaryota, Metazoa, Arthropoda, Insecta, Lepidoptera, Pyralidae.
UGUCUGUAGCGCAAUGCCUGGACUUUUUGAUUUUGAUCCAUUUAAAGACGCACCGGACCCAAAGGAAGCUAAAUCAUUGGAUGAUUUGUCAGCGAUAAAGAAAUUGGCGGAAAAAAUAAUCGAAGGCGCCUUCAAGAGUCCCGUCGAAGGCGAGAAAAUUCCCAAUCCAGACGAUUUCAAGAAAUUCUUAAAAGACUUAAAGAAACUUACUACUCCCAAACCGGGUAAAACUACUACGCCAUGUCCGGAUGCGACAACGACUGGAAGCACUACUAGUGCUACUACUACUACAUCAUCAACGACACCUGCUACAACCACAUCGGCUACGACAACAACAUCGGCUACAACAACCACACCGGCAACAACAACAUCGGCUACAACAACCACACCGGCUACAACAACAUCGGCUACAACAACAUCGGCUACAACAACACCGGCUACAACAACACCGGCUACAACAACAUCGGCUACAACAACAUCGGCUACAACAACGUCGGCUACAACGACUGAAUCUUGCACAGCCCCCACUCCACCCUCCAAAAUUCCGCCAAAAUUGAAAGACCACUCUCCGAUUGACAAAUUUUUGAAUCCAAUAAAAGGUGCGGCGAAAGCAAUAGGAUCUGUGUUUUAA